AUGAGGCAGGUGGUCACCACGUGCUGCAGCCAGGAGGCAGAGGGAGAUGAAUUUGAGAGCACCCUCACCUUCUUAUUAGCCCGAAGACUCCAGCCUAUAGAAAGGAGCUGCCCACAUUUGGGGCGGGACUUCCGGUUUCAGUUACUCCUCUCUGAGAACGUCCCCCGCCCCACCCUCAGAUACAUCCAAAAGUGUGUCCCCGCCCUAGAUGACGGCAAGUGCAGUGAAGUUGACAGUGAGGAUGAAAGCCAACAGGUGGUCAAGGAGGACACUGAGAUGCGUGGGGUCCUCAUCCUCUUUGUAUGGUUAUACGGCUCUCAGUGUGGCUUCUUCAUGUGGCCCUGCCGUGUUUCUGCCCACCUGUACUGUGAAUACAUGCCUGAUGUUGCUAAAUGCAGACAGUGGCUAGAGAAGAAUUUCCCACAUGAAUUUGCAAAGCUGACUGUAGGAACAGAUUUUGGCAGUGAGGAGGAAGAAGGAAUAAUUGAAGAAAAUGAAAAUGAGGCAGAAGGAAAGAACCAAGAAAAUUCACCCAAACAAGAAGCUGGAAUUAGUGAAGGCCAAGGACCAGUAGGGGAAGAGGAGGAGAAGAAAAAACAGAAGAGAGGUGGAAGAGGUCAGAUAAAGCAGAAGAAGAAGACAGUUCCACAGAAGGUCACCAUAGCCAAAAUCCCCAGAGCAAAGAAGAAAUACGUGACGAGAGUGUGUGGCCUUGCAACUUUUGAAAUUGAUCUCAAAGAAGCACAAAGAUUUUUUGCUCAAAAAUUCUCCUGCGGUGCCUCAGUAACAGGGGAGGAUGAGAUCAUCAUUCAGGGAGACUUCACAGAUGACAUAAUCGAUGUCAUUCAGGAAAAGUGGCCAGAGGUGGAUGAUGACAGCAUCGAAGACCUUGGGGAGGUGAAGAAAUGAUUAUGUGUUUCUGAGCUGACCUGAGAGUUGACAGGGCCAGCAGAGGAGAGGCCUUUCAGAAAUAUAUACAUAUGUACAUAUGUGUAUGUAUAUAUAUCCUACAGUAAAGCUGUGGACUCCUCAUCCUUGGCGUUCUCACUGUUCUGUACAAGGCUGCUUGGUUUGUUUGUUGUUUAUUUGUUUGUUUGUUUUUAUUGCCAAAGUCUGAAAAACCAGAGAGAGAGACUGUCAUGCUUAUGCAUGAAUCUGAAUUUAGUCAAAUAAAACAUUUUGGUCAUUUGGUACUG
Molecule: messenger RNA, 1196 nt
Organism: Acomys russatus (golden spiny mouse)
Lineage: Eukaryota; Metazoa; Chordata; Mammalia; Rodentia; Muridae
Gene: Denr
Product: density regulated re-initiation and release factor
Exons: 7
Coding region: 1-909 (302 amino acids)
Biological process (GO): formation of translation preinitiation complex; translation reinitiation
Molecular function (GO): translation initiation factor activity; mRNA binding
Source: RefSeq, a predicted model, not a curated record